Messenger RNA from Prosopis cineraria, 1141 nucleotides. RefSeq names its product mitogen-activated protein kinase kinase 9-like. The coding region runs from base 41 to 988 and encodes 315 amino acids. Gene Ontology annotation, biological process: protein phosphorylation. The transcript has a single exon. Gene Ontology annotation, cellular component: cytoplasm. Gene Ontology annotation, molecular function: protein serine/threonine kinase activity; ATP binding. NCBI's taxonomy places the organism in Eukaryota, Viridiplantae, Streptophyta, Magnoliopsida, Fabales, Fabaceae. The record is from RefSeq and is a predicted model, not a curated record.
CCCCUCACCACUUUCCUCACUCUUUCAAUUCCUCAUCGCAAUGGCUCUCGUCCGCGAUCGCCGCCAUCUCAACCUCCGCCUCCCUCUACCGGAACCCUCCGAGCGCCGUCCUCGCUUCCCCCUCCCAGUCCCUCCCUCCUCCACGGCCUCCAACAACUCGGUCGCCGCUGAUAUCGCCCCUAACGAUCUCGAAAAGCUUCAGGUACUUGGCCACGGCAACGGUGGCACAGUUUAUAAGGUCCGUCACAAGCGCACCUCCGCCGUCUACGCUCUCAAGGUCGUCCAUAGCGACUCCGAUCCCAUGACCCGCCGUCAAGUCCGGAGGGAGAUGGAUAUCCUCCGCCGGACGGACUCGCCUUACGUCGUGCGCUGUCACGGGUUCUUCGAGAAACCUUCCGGAGAUGUGGCGAUUGUCAUGGAGUAUAUGGAUUUGGGAACGCUGGACACGUUGUUAAAGAAGAACGGGACGUUUUCUGAAGCCCAACUCGCGGCGGUGGCGCGCCAGGUUUUAAAUGGGCUGAGCUAUCUCCACGCGCACAAGAUUGUCCACCGCGAUAUCAAGCCCUCGAAUCUAUUGGUGAAUCAGAAAAUGGAAGUGAAAAUCGGUGAUUUUGGAGUAAGCAAGGUCAUGUGCCGCACGCUAGACGCGUGCAACUCAUACGUUGGGACGUGCGCGUACAUGAGCCCGGAACGGUUCGACCCGGAUAGGUAUGGGGGGAAUUAUAACGGAUACUCGGGCGAUAUAUGGAGCUUGGGCCUUACCUUGUUCGAACUGUACGUGGGUCACUUCCCGUUUCUACCGGCGGGUCAGAGGCCCGACUGGGCGACCCUGAUGUGUGCGAUUUGCUUCGGAGACCCGCCUAGCUUGCCCGGGAAGGCUUCGAAAGAGUUUCGGAGCUUCAUAGAUUGUUGCCUGAAGAAGGAGUCUAGUGAGAGGUGGAGUGCCUGUCAGCUUUUGAGUCAUCCAUUUCUUUCGGGGAAGUGUUAGCUGUGUACAGGUCUGGGUUCUCAAUGCCGGGUCGGGUAGGACAGGGACUUUUUUGUCAGUCGGUGUAUAUACCGUCGGGAUUCUAUUUUGUAUUUCCCGAGUAGAAGCUGUAUCGUUUGGCCCGAGGAAGGAAACUAUACCAUUCUCUUCGUA